AUCGAUAACAAAAAGUGGAAGCUGAGGAUCGGAGCUAAGGCAGGAGAUGACCCUCACUUGUGCACCACCAACAACUACCUUGGAAGGCAGAUAUGGGAGUUUGAUACCAAUGCAUGCUCUCCGGAAGAACUCUUUGAGGUUGAGAAGGCUCGACGGAAUUUCUCCGACAAUAGGUCACAAUACAAAGCUAGUGCGGAUCUGUUGUGGCUUUCUAAGGGAGAAAAAGUUCAAACAAAACAUUCCGCGGCGUUACAGUCUGAUGAUGGACAUUGGCCUGCUGAAAACUCUGGUUGCAUGUUCUUCAACGCUCCCUUUAACGAUGAUGGUGGGUGGGGACUAGACGUUGAAAGCCAUAGUUCAAUGUUCUGCACGGUCCUCAACUACAUCUGCCUACGGAUUAUGGAAGUGGAUCCUGAUCAUGAUCGUAAAAAAAGUGCUUGUGCAAGGGCUCGUAAAUGGAUCAUUGACCGAGGUGGUGCUACCUAUACACCAUUGUUUGGAAAAGCUUGCCUUUCGGUUCUUGGAGUGUAUGAAUGGUCUGGUUGCAAACCCAUACCGCCAGAGUUUUGGUUAUUUCCUUCUUAUUUUCCUAUUAAUGGAGGCACGGUUUGGAUUUAUUUCCGUGAUACUUUCAUGGCACUAUCUUAUUUGUAUGGUAAGAAAUUUGUAGCUACUCCAACACCCCUCAUUCUACAGCUUCGUCAAGAGCUUUAUCCUCAAACUUAUGCUGAUAUUGUAUGGAGUCAAGCUCGGAAUCGAUGCGCCAAGGAAGAUCUAUACUAUCCACAAACAUUUGUACAAGACUUGUUUUGGAAAAGUGUUCACAUGUUCUCCGAGAAUAUCUUAAAUCGAUGGCCUUUCAAGAAGCUCAUAAGAGAAAGAGCUAUCCGAAGGGCUUUGGAACUUAUCCAUUACCAUGACGAAGCCACCCAAUACAUUACCGGUGGAGGUGUGCCAAAGGUGUUUCAUAUGCUUGCUUGUUGGGCAGAAGGUCCCGAGAGUGGUUACUUUAAAAAACAUCUUGCUCGUGUCUCUGGUUUCAUAUGGAUUUCGGAGGACGGCCUAAAAAUCCAGAGUUUUGGUAGCCAAAUAUGGGAUACAGUUUUGUUGCUAAAAGUCAUGUUAGCUGCUGAUAUUGAUGAUGAGAUAAGAUCAAUGCUAAUAAAGGGAUACUCUUUCUUGAGGAAGUCUCAGCUUAUAGAGAAUCCUCCUGGUUACUAUAUCAAAAUGUUUAGAGACAUAUCCAAAGGAGGAUGGGGUUUUUCAGACAAAGAUCAAGGAUGGCCAGCUUCAGAUUGUACUUCCGAGAGUUUAGAGUGCUGCCUGAUCUUUGAGAGCAUGCCUUCUAAUUUCAUUGAUGAGAAAAUGGACGUGGAGAGGCUUUAUGAUGCCGUCAAUAUGCUUCUCUAUUUGCAGAGCGAAAAUGGAGGUAAAGCUGUAUGGGAGAGAGCGAGUGGGAAAAAGUGGCUAGAGUGGCUUAGUCCCAUAGAGUUUAUGGAAGAGACAAUACUCGAGCAUGAGUAUGUAGAAUGCACGGGGUCAGCAGUAGUAGUGUUGACUCGCUUCAUGAAACAGUUUCCAAGGCACAGAACAAAAGAAAUAGAAACAUUUAUAGCAAAGGCAGUAAAAUACAUAGAGAGUUUGCAAAUGGCGGAUGGUUCGUGGUAUGGAAAUUGGGGAGUGUGUUUCAUAUACGCGACCUUCUUUGCUGUUCGAGGUUUAGUUGCUGCGGGCAAGACUUACCAAAGCUAUGAGCCGAUCCGUCGAGCGGUUCAAUUCCUUCUUAAGAUACAAAAUGAUGAAGGUGGUUGGGGAGAGAGUUUUCUCUCUUGUCCCGGCAAGAAGUAUAUUUCUUUGGAGGGGAAUAAGACCAAUGUGGUAAAUACGGGACAAGCAAUGAUGGUUCUAAUAAUGAGUGGUCAGAUGGAGAGAGAUCCAUUACCAGUUCAUCGUGCUGCGAAAGUUUUAAUCAACUCGCAAAUGGAGAAUGGUGAUUUUCCACAACAGGAACUUAGAGGAGUUUACAAGAUGAAUGUGCUGCUACAUUAUCCAACCUAUAGAAACAUUUUUAGUCUUUGGGCACUCACAUAUUACACAAAGGCUCUACGCUUGCUCCUCUAA
Arabidopsis thaliana (thale cress) is the source of this 2121-nucleotide messenger RNA. RefSeq names its product Putative pentacyclic triterpene synthase 7. Gene Ontology annotation, cellular component: lipid droplet. The annotation marks the transcript as partial. The transcript has 13 exons. Gene Ontology annotation, biological process: triterpenoid biosynthetic process. The record is from RefSeq and is marked reviewed. Gene Ontology annotation, molecular function: intramolecular transferase activity; oxidosqualene cyclase activity. Lineage: Eukaryota; Viridiplantae; Streptophyta; Magnoliopsida; Brassicales; Brassicaceae.